AUGGAAAAAAAUUCAUCAAAAUCAUCAACACAAGAACAAAACAAUAUUAUGUUUGAUGAUAACAAUAAUACAAAAUCAUCAUCUACACCAUUAUCCACCACGCCAUCAUUAUCGUUGACAACAACAACAAAAGAAUUCAAAGUAGAAGAAGGUGGCGAGGAAAAUAAAGUAGAAGAUGCAUAUAAUGAGGAAACAGAAGAAAUUAAUUGGGAUUGUCCUUGUCUAGGAGGAAUGGCAAAUGGUCCUUGUGGUGAACAAUUCAAAGUGGCAUUUUCUUGUUUUGUUUAUUCAAAAGAAGAACCAAAAGGUAUUGAUUGUCUUGAUGCAUUCAAAGAGAUGAACAAUUGUUUCAAACAACAUCCUGAUAUAUAUCGUGAUGGAGGUAUAUUUUCUACAGCAAUAGUACAAACAGAACAUAAAAGGAAUAUAUAUCGAUAUAACAUGAACCCAUUCAAAGAUAAAUUUGGCAAUGAUAAUGCUGGUGGAGAUGUAAUUAUUUUUAGAGAAGGUUGGAUCAAAGGAAUCUUUGGUAGACAACUUCAACGAAUUCAAGAUUUAGAAAUUUAUAAAGAGUUGCAUAAAAAUUUUAGAUAUUUGAAAAAUAAAUGGUGGAAUAAUUGGAGUGAAGCAGAUAAAACAAUAGCAGUAUUAAUUGGUAUUAACACACUAGUUUUUUUAAUGUGGCAAAUUCCAACUUUACGACCAUUUAUGACACAAAAUUUUCUACAUAAUCCAUUAUCAGGCCGGUCAUACACACUUCUAACAUCAACAUUCAGUCAUUUGGAAAUAUGGCAUCUUGCUUUGAAUAUGUUUGCACUGUAUUCAUUUGGUGAUUUAACACAUCGUAUGGUUGGUGGCCGUGAACAAUUUUUAGCAUUAUAUUUAUCAUCAGGAUUAUUUUCCUCAUGUGCUAGUCAUGUCAUUACUUUGAUGACCAAGGCACCAUUAGCAAUACUACCAACAUUAGGGGCUUCAGGUGCUAUAUUUGCAUGUGUAAGCGUAUGUGCUAUCAAAAAGCCUGAUUUAUCAGUUGUUUUGAUUUUUUUACCUAUUUUUCCAAUAAAAUUGGGGUAUGCAUUUCCUGCUAUGUUGGCUUUUGAUGUUUAUGGAAUUGUUUCAGGAAUGACAAUUUUUGAUCAUUAUGCACAUUUGGCAGGAGCUCUGUUUGGAUAUUUCAGUAGCAGUAGAAAAUCAUUGGGUUGA
Molecule: messenger RNA, 1203 nt
Organism: Entrophospora candida
Lineage: Eukaryota; Fungi; Glomeromycota; Glomeromycetes; Entrophosporales; Entrophosporaceae
Source: the annotation of a GenBank genome assembly